Procambarus clarkii (red swamp crayfish) is the source of this 1488-nucleotide messenger RNA. RefSeq lists its product as uncharacterized. Lineage: Eukaryota; Metazoa; Arthropoda; Malacostraca; Decapoda; Cambaridae. The record is from RefSeq and is a predicted model, not a curated record.
AUGACCCUCCGCCUUUCACAGGAGCUGCAACAACAGUCACAGGAGCUGCAACAACAGUCACAGGAGCUGCAACAGGAGAGACAGGAGCUGCAACAACAGUCACAGGAGCUGCAACAACAGUCACAGGAGCUGCAACAGCAGAGACAGGAGCUGCAACAGCAGAGACAGGAGCUGCAACAGCAGAGACAGGAGCUGCAACAACAGUCACAGGAGCUGCAACAGCAGAGACAGGAGCUGCAACAGCAGAGAAAGGAGCUGCAACAGCAGAGAAAGGAGCUGCAACAACAGUCACAGGAGCUGCAACAACAGUCACAGGAGCUGCAACAACAGUCUCAGGAGCUGCAACAGGAGAGACAGGAGCUGCAACAACAGUCACAGGAGCUGCAACAGCAGAGCCAGGAGCUGCAACAGCAGAGCCAGGAGCUGCAACAGCAGAGCCAGGAGCUGCAACAGCAGAGCCAGGAGCUGCAACAGCAGAGCCAGGAGCUGCAACAGCAGAGCCAGGAGCUGCAACAGCAGAGCCAGGAGCUGCAACAGCAGAGCCAGGAGCUGCAACAGCAGAGCCAGGAGCUGCAACAGCAGAGCCAGGAGCUGCAACAGCAGAGCCAGGAGCUGCAACAGCAGAGCCAGGAGCUGCAACAGCAGAGCCAGGAGCUGCAACAGCAGAGCCAGGAGCUGCAACAGCAGAGCCAGGAGCUGCAACAGCAGAGCCAGGAGCUGCAACAGCAGAGCCAGGAGCUGCAACAGCAGAGCCAGGAGCUGCAACAGCAGAGCCAGGAGCUGCAACAGCAGAGCCAGGAGCUGCAACAGCAGAGCCAGGAGCUGCAACAGCAGAGCCAGGAGCUGCAACAGCAGAGCCAGGAGCUGCAACAGCAGAGCCAGGAGCUGCAACAGCAGAGCCAGGAGCUGCAACAGCAGAGCCAGGAGCUGCAACAGCAGAGCCAGGAGCUGCAACAGCAGAGCCAGGAGCUGCAACAGCAGAGCCAGGAGCUGCAACAGCAGAGCCAGGAGCUGCAACAGCAGAGCCAGGAGCUGCAACAGCAGAGCCAGGAGCUGCAACAGCAGAGCCAGGAGCUGCAACAGCAGAGCCAGGAGCUGCAACAGCAGAGCCAGGAGCUGCAACAGCAGAGCCAGGAGCUGCAACAGCAGAGCCAGGAGCUGCAACAGCAGAGCCAGGAGCUGCAACAACAGAGCCAGGAGCUGCAACAACAGAGACAGGAGCUGCAACAGAAGACACAGUGUAGCUGCAACAACAGAGACAGGAGCUGCAACAGAAGACACAGUCUGCAACAGCAGAGACAGGAGCUACAACAGCAGAGACAGGAGCUGCAACAGCAGAGACAGGAGCUGCAACAGAAGACACAGUGUAGCUGCAACAGCAGAGACAGGAGCUGCAAUAGAGACAUUUCAAGAGUAGGACUGAGAAGAGACGAGAGUGAGGGGGGAUCUAUUGGUGCAAUGGGCGACCAGGAGCCGAAGUUCGUCUAG